CUCACACACUCACAGCUGAGUGUCACUGCCUGCACACAGACACUCACCUCACACUCGCAACACACAAACCUACACAGAGGUUGACAUCUCACCAAACCCUGAAGUAAGACUAAAUCACGCACACGCACGCACACACACACACACACACACACACACACACACACACACACACACACACACACACACACACCAUCUGAGCCCCAGUCCUCACUGGCUGUCUCAAACUAGACACGGCACAGACCCCGACCCCUGCAGCAGCUCCUGGUCCGCUCCCAUUGGUGUGGUUCUGUUCCGGACCUACUGGUCAUUACUGCCACGGCGAUGUCCCUGUGGGUGCACGUACUGGCCUGUGCCUUCGGGCUGGGCUCAUGGGUGGCGGUCAACGGGCUGUGGGUGGAGCUUCCCCUGAUCGUGACUGUGCUGCCGGAGGGCUGGGAUCUGCCGUCGCACCUGACAGUCAUCAUCCAGCUGGCCAACUUGGGCCCGCUGCUGGUGACAAUGGCGCAUCGCCUGUGCCGGGGGCGCGUGCGGGAGAGUCCGGUGGUGUCCGGCGUGCUGGCGCUGGGCGUGCUGUCCUGCGUGCUCCUGGCCACGCUCUGGCGUCGCACCUCCUGGUUUCUCGGGCAAGAGCGCAGCACUGCCUUCUUCGCCCUCACCUUCUUCCUCGCCCUCCUCGACUGCACCUCCUCCGUCACCUUCCUGCCCUUCAUGAUGCAACUUCCUGCCAAGUACGUGACGUCCUACUUCAUCGGCGAGGGCCUGAGCGGGUUGGUGCCGGGCCUGGUGGCGUUGGCGCAGGGUGUGGGCAUGGCCCACUGCGUCAACGUCUCCCAGUCAUCCGCCAACGGCAGCGACCCCGGCUUCGCCAUCCAGACAGAGUACCUGCCGCCCAACUUCUCCACUGAGGUCUUCUUCGGCUUCCUGGCACUCAUGACGGCCGUCAGCCUGGCCGCCUUCGCCGCCCUGACCCGCGUACCACGCACCUACCAGCUGUCCACCGAGAACCUGGUGCCGGAGAGCGACUCGGUGCCGUCCGUGUGCUACGGCGUGGACGCCAAGGGCUCCGGCGGCGGUGAGGAGCGCGUGCAGAGUCGCCCCCUGCUGGCCAAGCCUGGCCACAGCGCGUCUCAGCUGGCCUUUAUCUACGGCAUGGUGGUGUGGGUGAACGGCGCUACCAACGGGCUGCUGCCCUCCGUGCAGACCUACUCCUGCAUGCCCUACGGGCACCUGGCCUACCACCUGUCUGCCGCCCUCGCCUCUGUGGCCAAUCCAGUCGCCUGCGUCAUCGCCAUGUUCCGUCCCAAACGGUCGCUGGUGUUUUUAGGGGUUCUGUGUUUCCUGGGCUCUGUGUUUGGGGGGUACAACAUGGCCAUGGCUGCCAUGAGCCCCUGCCCAUUGUUACAGGGCUCAGCGUUGGGGGAGGCCAUCAUCGUGAUGUCCUGGGUGCUGUUUACUGGCCUGCUGUCCUAUGUGAAGGUAAUGGUGGGGGUGAUCCUGCGAGACGAGAGCCACAGCGCCCUCGUGUGGUGUGGAGCUGCAGUGCAGGCUGGCUCCCUGCUGGGCUCGGUCACCAUGUUCCCACUGGUCAACAUCUACCACCUCUUCCAGGCUGGGGACGUCUGCAGCACCACCUGCCCCUCCUGAGCCACUGGCCUGGGCUGGGAAACAGCGCCCCCUGUGGCUUGGAGGCUAAUGUGCAGGACUGUGUGGGACGCUUCUUGCCCAGAGACACAGACAAUCUGAACUGCUGUGCUUCUCUAUCUUUAUCUUUAUUUAUUUGGCGGACGCUCUCAUCCAAAGCGACUGACCGAUACAAGUCAAGUAAUAUCAUGUCCAGACUCCUUGGACCAACUCGGGGUUAAGUGCCCUGCCCAAGGACACAACUCGGCAUUAAGUGCCCUGCCCAAGGACACCACAGUGGCACCUGGGAAUCAAACUCAUGACUUUUCAGGCCACUGUAGGCAAACCAGGCUCCUUGUCCACUACACUGCCAUACUGCAGACAAACUCUGCUCCUUGUCCAGUCCACUACCAUACAAACGACAGCUCACACACUGCACACACUCAACACACACUGCACACACUCAACACACUUAACACACAAUGCACACACA
This is a messenger RNA of Alosa alosa (allis shad), 2113 nucleotides long. RefSeq names its product solute carrier family 52 member 3 (gene slc52a3-1). Gene Ontology annotation, molecular function: riboflavin transmembrane transporter activity. Gene Ontology annotation, biological process: riboflavin transport. The record is from RefSeq and is a predicted model, not a curated record. The transcript has 3 exons. Lineage: Eukaryota; Metazoa; Chordata; Actinopteri; Clupeiformes; Clupeidae. Gene Ontology annotation, cellular component: plasma membrane. The coding region runs from base 322 to 1644 and encodes 440 amino acids.